AUGCAGCUCGUUGUCCUGUGGGUUGCCCUGGUAGUGGCUCCAGCGCAUCAGUCCUUCGGCGGGACAGUCGACCACAGUCGGCAUGCACAUCACCAGAACGCCAGGGGAGGCACGAGGAAGCAGUCUGGAUCAGGCAAAGAGUUCCUCGGAGAGGGUGACCAAAGGCCUGGCGUACCCUCUAACCCCUUCUCAGCGCCUAUGCUGAACUCAAACUCACCGCUAUUGGCCACAACCUACUACUACAACCCGCACCGGCAAGGAUCGGGUUCGCCAUCGUCGUCUUCAUCCGCACACCACCGCCACCACGACCUGCUACUCAAAGAAGGUGCCGACCAGGAGAUUUGCCGGGCGGCUGACGGCCGUGACGGCACCUGCUACGAUGCCGUCCAAUGCCUGAACCGGGGCGGAACGCCCAUGGGACGCUGCGAGGAUGGAGUCUGCUGCGUUUUCGAGGUGUCCUGCGGGGAGGCGAGCUCGGAGCGCACGGCGUACGUUCGGAACCCGGGCUACCCCGGCACGCACAACCGCGAGGCCAUGUGCAAGGUCCGAGUCUCGAAGCGGGACGCCGACGUGUGCCAGUUCCGGCUGGACUUCCUCACGCUGGACCUGGCGAGGCCCGUGGACGGAAACUGUUCCCAGGACAUGCUCGUUGUCUCUGGCCAGAACGAGAACAACCAGGUGCCUCGAAUAUGCGGCCUAAACACAGGCCAACACGCAUACGUCGACGUGGAAGAGUCGGGAGGCAUCAGUUUGAACCUGAUGAUGGUCGGUAGCUACUCGAGAAAAUUUGACAUCAAGGUUACGCAAGUGGAAUGCGAGGGCCCACAAUCAGCGCCCUCUCACUGUCUGCAGUACUUCUGGGGCACCCACGGCACGGUAAAAAGCUUCAAUUAUGACGAGGCCGGGGGUAGCCCUCACCAUCAAGGCUACCCCAAUGACCUGGACUACGUGGUUUGCCUGCGAAAGGAGCCCGGGUUCUGCUCGGUCACCUACGAGGUAGCCCCGGAUGAAGAGCUCGGUGCGUCGCCAUUCGGAGUGGGUGCCAUUCCCUCGCAAAGGGAUAGCGUUCUGCUGACCUCCUCGCCAAUCAUGGCUGAGUGCCCGGAUGAUUACAUCAUAAUCGGAGGAGUGCGCAUGUGCUCCACGGGCCACGAAACCGAGGUUGAGCAGCGCCACACGCGGGAUCUCAACGCGACAGGCCUCACCCUCAUUACAGAUGGCACGCCCGGUCCAUUCCUGAUGCGCUUUGUCUCGAACCACGUGAACAACGCCCGAGGAUUCAAGCUCCACUACCGCCAGAACCCGUGCAAGUGA
Messenger RNA from Rhipicephalus microplus (southern cattle tick), 1314 nucleotides. RefSeq lists its product as uncharacterized. Lineage: Eukaryota; Metazoa; Arthropoda; Arachnida; Ixodida; Ixodidae. The record is from RefSeq and is a predicted model, not a curated record.